AUGAUCGUGGCCGAGGAGAUCGAGCACCAAUCAUGGACGCUCACAGACGAGGCAAAGGGGUAUCUCGACACGGGCUCGCCCGAAGCGCAGGUGUUCAACGCCGUGCCAGAUGGCGGCGUCCCAUUGGACGCGCUGAAGAAAUCCCUCGGCGCGGUCGCGGAUAUUGGCAUGAAGCAGGCCAUGGCGAAUAAGUGGCUCGCUAUAAGCAAGGGCGAGGGGGGUCCCACUGUUCAGCGGAAAGUGGCUUCUAUCGAGGAUAAAGUGCAGCGGUUGCUGACAAGCCUGAGCAAAGGAGAGACCCUCCCCACCCCCGACCUGGACUAUCUACACAAGAAGCGCAAGCUAGUGUCUCCCAGCGUGUGGCCCACAUACGCGCUGGGCAACGGCCUGUUUCUCGUUCCUCCCUCGCUCAUGCUAUCCAUUCCUCCCUCAUCCCCCCUCCCCCUUUCCCCACAGACCCUCCCUGCGCCCGACCUGGACUAUCUACACAAGAAGCGCAAGCUGGUGUCUCCCAGCACUCUCCCCACCCCCGACCUGGACUAUCUACACAAGAAGCGCAAGCUGGUUUCGCCCAGCGUGUGGCGCACGUACGCGCUGGGCAAGGGGGCCAAGUUCGCGCUGGAGAAGAAGAAGGCUGCCACGGACCUCACCAGAGAGAUGAUCCAGAGCACGUACGCGCUGGGCAAGGGGGCCAAGUUCGCUUUGGAGAAGAAGAAGGCUGCCACGGACCUCACCAGAGAGAUGAUCCAGAGUGGAGCAUGGAAGGCGGAGGAGUUCAAGCCCUACAACUUCAACGCUCUCGGUCUGCCCACCGAGGGGGGCCACCUGCACCCGCUGCUGAAAGUGCGCGCCCAGUUCCGCAAGAUCUUUCUCGAGAUGGGCUUCCAAGAGAUGCCGACCAACAACUUUGUGGAGAGCAGCUUCUGGAACUUCGACGCACUCUUCCAGCCGCAGCAGCACCCCGCCAGAGACUCACACGAUACCUUCUUCCUCACAGCCCCCGCUGCAACGAAGGAGCUGCCAGAGGACUACCUGCAGCGCGUGAAAACGAUGCACGAGACAGGGGGGCAUGGCUCCACUGGUUAUGGAUACGACUGGAAGCGGGCGGAAGCAGAGAAGAACCUGCUGCGCACACACACCACCGCGGUUUCCUCCCGCAUCCUGUACCGGCUGGCGCAGGAGGGCUUCCAGCCUCGCAAGUACUUCUCGAUCGACCGGGUGUUUAGGAAUGAAGCAGUCGACAGGACGCACCUGGCGGAAUUUCACCAGAUUGAAGGUGUGAUCUGUGACAGGGGCACCACUCUCGGCGACCUCAUAGGCGUGCUCAACCAGUUCUUUGCCAGACUCGGUAUCACUCGCCUGCGUUUCAAGCCUGCAUACAAUCCCUACACCGAGCCCAGCAUGGAAAUCUUCAGCUACCACGAGCAGCUAAAGAAGUGGGUGGAGGUGGGCAACAGCGGCAUGUUCCGCCCUGAGAUGCUGCAGCCAAUGGGCCUCCCCCCUGACGUCUCUGUCAUUGCCUGGGGGCUGUCCCUUGAACGACCCACUAUGAUCCUGUAUCACAUUGACAACAUCCGUGAUCUCUUUGGUCAUAAGGUUGACCUGAAGCUGAUCAAAUCGAAUCCAAUCUGCCGCCUCGGCCUUUGA
Messenger RNA from Closterium sp. Naga37s-1, 1647 nucleotides. Lineage: Eukaryota; Viridiplantae; Streptophyta; Zygnematophyceae; Desmidiales; Closteriaceae. The record is from the annotation of a GenBank genome assembly.